AACUCAUCUAUAGCCUCUAGUUGUAGCAGUAGUCAGAUCGAAGAGAGGUGUUGGAUCGAUCAUGGUGGCGAGUAGGCGGAAGAUGGAGAGCGAGGAGGCACGGAAGGUGUGCUUCUCCAAGCGCCGUGCGGACCUCUUCAAGAUGGCGAGCGAGCUGUCCGUUCAUUUCAACGCCGACGUGGCGGCUGUCGUCUUCUCCCCCGCCGGCAACAGGGCCUACUCCAUCGGCGACCCGUCGGUCAUGGACCGCUUCCUGUCGUCGUUGCCGGCGCCGGCGCCGCCGGCGGAGACCGAGCCAGAGCCAGAGGUGGAUUGGUCGGUGAUGGAGGAGCUGAGCAGGCUGUGUGGCCAGCUGCAGGCCAUGGUGGACGCGCACAAGGCGCGCCUGGAGAAGGCGGAGGAGAAGCUUCGCGAGAGCGGCGCGGCGGCGUGGAUGAUGGAUCUGGAGGCGGAGGUGGGUCGCAUGGCGCCGGAGGAUGUGCUGGCCCUGGUGACUAAGCUGGCGGUGCUGCGGGACGGCGUGGCGGAGCGCGCCCACGAGAUGCUGCGCGAGGCGCUGCUCGCUGUCGCUGCCCCGACCCCGACCACCCCCACCACCCCGCCGCCCGCGGGCUUCUGAAUUCGAGAUCUACCACCUCUCCAUGAAAUGCAUCUCCAUGAAGAAUAAACUGAUCUCACAGUCGUCACAGAUCGAGAUCGACCUAGCUUCCCUUUUAUUUUGUAUUAGUCGUCGUCGUUCCAUCGUCGUCCAUGCAUUGAUCGUUGUAUCCGCAGUUUGAAGUUUGCUUUCGCUUCCAUCCAUCCAUGGAGAUUUAGUAUUUUGUAUCCCUGCAUCUUAUUAUGUCCUGUUGCUGUAUCGUCAUCUGCUCAGCGUUUCUUCACCUCCAUGUAUUGGCUGCAGCCACCGGAUGUAAUCAUCUUUAUUUUGAUAAAGAAUUAUGCAUUAGCUA
Molecule: messenger RNA, 950 nt
Organism: Oryza sativa Japonica Group (Japanese rice)
Lineage: Eukaryota; Viridiplantae; Streptophyta; Magnoliopsida; Poales; Poaceae
Product: agamous-like MADS-box protein AGL29
Biological process (GO): regulation of transcription by RNA polymerase II
Molecular function (GO): RNA polymerase II cis-regulatory region sequence-specific DNA binding; DNA-binding transcription factor activity, RNA polymerase II-specific; protein dimerization activity
Source: RefSeq, a predicted model, not a curated record